Impatiens glandulifera is the source of this 1567-nucleotide messenger RNA. RefSeq names its product ubiquitin receptor RAD23c-like. Lineage: Eukaryota; Viridiplantae; Streptophyta; Magnoliopsida; Ericales; Balsaminaceae. Bases 134 to 1276 code for a protein of 380 amino acids. Gene Ontology annotation, cellular component: nucleoplasm; cytosol. Gene Ontology annotation, molecular function: damaged DNA binding; ubiquitin binding; proteasome binding. Gene Ontology annotation, biological process: nucleotide-excision repair; proteasome-mediated ubiquitin-dependent protein catabolic process. The transcript is spliced from 12 exons. The record is from RefSeq and is a predicted model, not a curated record.
CUCUUCAUUCAUUCUUCUCAGUAUUUCCGCUCUCUCUAGGGUGUAGACUAAGACCCAUCGACGGCGGAUUAAAAGUCGAUUUUCUGCCCAAAAGUCGAGUCUUGAUCGAGGAUCUAACAGAGACGUUGAACAAAUGAAGAUUUUUGUCAAGACUUUGAAGGGUACCCACUUCGAAAUCGAAGUGAAGCCUGAAGAUACGAUUGUUGAUGUCAAGCAAUAUAUAGAAUCUGCACAAGGAGCAGGGGUGUAUCCUGCAGCCCAGCAGAUGCUUAUUCAUCAAGGGAAGGUUCUUAAGGAUGGGACAACUUUGGAAGAAAAUAAGGUUGCUGAAAACAGUUUUGUUGUUAUCAUGUUGUCAAAGACAAAGAACUCCUCUAGUGGAAGUUCAGCACCAUCUACCAAUUCCACAGUUACGGCACCACCUGCUCCUGCAGCUUCACAACCUCCUGCAGUAUCUGUCACUCCGCCUGUUUCCAAUGAUUCUGCUCCACUGUCUAUAAUACCUACCAAUUCUGUUCCUGCUGUGGGGUCAGAGUCUGACGUUUAUGGUCAGGCAACAUCAAAUCAUGCUGCGAAUGCCCUUGAGGGAACAGUCCAGCAAAUUCUUGACAUGGGUGGUGGGACUUGGGACAGAGAUACUGUUCUUCGAGCUCUUCGUGCUGCUUUUAAUAACCCUGAAAGGGCUGUUGAAUAUUUGUAUGCUGGUAUUCCGGAGCAAGCUGAGAUCCCACCUCUGGCUCAAGACCCAGCCACUGGAGCUGCUGCAAAUCCUUCUGUUCAGCCUCCACUAGAAGCAGCAGCACCAGUUUUCUCGAGUGGGCCGAAUGCAAAUCCAUUAGACCUAUUUCCUCAGGGUCUGCCGAACAUUGGAUCCAAUACAGCUGGUGCUGGCUCUCUGGAUUUCCUAAGUAACAGUCAACAAUUCCAAGCUUUACGAGCAAUGGUGCAGGCGAAUCCACAAAUAUUGCAGCCAAUGCUUCAAGAGCUAGGGAAGCAAAAUCCACAUUUGAUGAGGCUUAUUGAGGAGCAUCAGGGUGAUUUUCUUCGUUUGAUCAAUGAACCCAUUGAAGGAGGAGAAGGGAAUAUGCUGAACCAGCUUGCUGGAGCCGAGCCUGAGGGCGUAACUGUUACUCCCGAGGAACGUGAAGCCAUUGAACGUCUUGAAGCUAUGGGUUUUGAUAGUGCGCUUGUGCUAGAGGUGUUCUUUGCAUGCAAUAAGAACGAGGAACUUGCUGCUAACUACCUUUUGGACCACAUGCAUGAGUUUGAAGAUUAAUAAUUUAUAUUGAGAACAUGGUUCGGAGUACCACACUCCUUCCAUAUUCUUUUUUAUAUAUGCAAUACUUCCCGAAUGUUUAGACUAUCUGGAUCUGAGUUUGGGUCUGGAUCUCUAAUUUAUCGACUCUUCUGGUAUUUGCAUGUAUACUCCUUCCUUCAAUCCAUAGAGAGAUUUUGGAUUUCUAAAAUGUUGAAUAUUGCAGGAAGAAAAGACAUUCAGUAUUGCCUUUUCAGAAAUGUUGGUUUUAGUUGGCUUUUAUUUAAUUAUAAAUGGGUUCUUAUUUAGUGA